CACGUCGCGCCCGACGGGACACUACUGUUGCAUUUGUUUAUAGAAAUGGACAUCGAAUCGGUCGAAAAGCUUAUUGAAAUUGUUCGACGUCACGCUUUUUUGUUUGACAUGGACCAUGAGCAAUACAAAAACGCUAGCCUCAAAUUGGCGACUUGGGAAACGAUAGGAAGGGAGCUUAAUCAUAGUGGUGAAGUCGUAAGAAAUAAAUGGAAGACGAUAAGAGAUGGCUACACCAAAUAUAAAAAACAACUUAAGAAAUCAACAGGUUCCAGUAAAAAAAAUGUCACUUAUACAUGGGCGUCACAGCUUUCAUUUUUAGAUAACUUCAAUGAACCGCGACCGUCAUGCUCAAACGUUUUAUUAAAAGCUAUAAAACGUUCACCACGUAGUCAAACACCUUCACUAGAUUCCGACCAUUCACAAGAUAUACCACCAACAUCGUCAUCAUCACAGGCCCUUCCUCCAGAGUCAUCUGCUACUACAUCAACGGCAUCAACUGCAAGAAUUUCAUCACUCAAAAACAAACGAUCAUUAGAGAAUGACGAUGACGAAACAGAGUCACAAUUUUUAAAUGCAAAAAAGAAAAAAGAACUUGACGUCAUUGAUAAUUUAUUCCUCAGCUACGCUGAUACCUUUAAAAAAUUUCCAGCUCGAGAACAAGCAGUUGUCAAGUUGGAAUUAGCCAAAUUGUUUGCGAAUACAGAAUUACAGUUGCUCAACAAUGGCGUCACAUUUAAAUCAGAACGAUCGGCCACUGAUUGACAAUAACGAUUCGGUAUAUAAAGAAAUCUGGCAGAAGUAAAACGAAUUUGGUUUGUACAUCAUAUGUAAAUGUCAUGUUUUAAUUAUUACAAAUGAAUCGGAGAAACUAACGAAUUAGCAAUUCUGGCUCCUGCGAAACGGACAUGAAAUGAAAUAAAAAGAAAAAUAAGCGAAACAAUACUAUUCCUAAAUUUCAAAUUUAUACAAAUAUAUUGUACAAUUUGUAUAAAUUACAAGGACAUAAUAUUAACUAAGU
This is a messenger RNA of Nymphalis io (European peacock), 1018 nucleotides long. RefSeq lists its product as uncharacterized. The transcript is spliced from 2 exons. Gene Ontology annotation, cellular component: transcription regulator complex; nucleus. NCBI's taxonomy places the organism in Eukaryota, Metazoa, Arthropoda, Insecta, Lepidoptera, Nymphalidae. Bases 46 to 762 code for a protein of 238 amino acids. The record is from RefSeq and is a predicted model, not a curated record. Gene Ontology annotation, biological process: regulation of transcription by RNA polymerase II.